This is a messenger RNA of Verruconis gallopava, 1796 nucleotides long. RefSeq lists its product as uncharacterized. Gene Ontology annotation, molecular function: CAAX-protein geranylgeranyltransferase activity. The transcript is spliced from 2 exons. Gene Ontology annotation, cellular component: CAAX-protein geranylgeranyltransferase complex. Lineage: Eukaryota; Fungi; Ascomycota; Dothideomycetes; Venturiales; Sympoventuriaceae. The record is from RefSeq and is a predicted model, not a curated record. Gene Ontology annotation, biological process: protein geranylgeranylation. The coding region runs from base 285 to 1550 and encodes 421 amino acids.
GGCCACAAGCGUCCCGGAAACUUGUGGCCGAUCGGAUGAAGCCUAGCUUAGAAACACUUUCUUCCGAUCAAGAGCAAAGUCUGUAAGCCUUGCAAAUUCGCAUCAUUCUGUGGUGAACUGUCUUGGCCGUGGUAAUAGUGGCGGUGGUGAGGAAGAUUCAAAAAAAAUUCUCUGUUGAAUGACCACGGUCACAACUCCUUCAUCAUUGCAAAGAGCUUGGGAAAACACGCGAGGAGCAUAAGAAGAGAAUCCUUACCGCCAGGAUACGAGUUCACCGACAGAAAAUGUCUCCCCAAGGCCCUCUCACUCCCCAGUUUGAGAGGCAAAAGCACAUCCUCUACUGGAAGCGGUGCCUUAGGACCUAUCUUCCAAACCAGUAUACCACCAUGGAUGCAAACCGCAUGAUGCUUGCUUACUUCACCAUCCUUUCACUCGACAUUUUGGGCUCGCUGGACUCCACUCUGUCUUCAGAUGAGCGUCAAGCCUGCAUCGAUUGGAUCUACUUGUGCCAACAUCGAGAUGGCGGGUUUAGGGGAAGCCCACCUCCCGCGGUGGAGAUGGAGGGCCUAGCAAGCAGCGACUGGGAUGUGGCUACUGUACCCGCUACGUUUUUCGCCUUGAGCAUGCUUGCGAUGUUGAAGGACGACUUCAUGAGGGUGAAGAGGAAGGAGUGCCUGUGCUGGCUUCUGAAAAUGCAAAGACCCGACGGAAGUUUUGGCGAGCAUCUAGGGGAGGGUGGCGCCAUCGAAGGCGGUAUGGACACAAGAUUUGGAUUUUGUGCUGCAGGAGUACGGUGGAUACUCAGGGGAAGAGCCGUCGGCGACGUAGAAGGUGUCAAAGACGUUGACGUCGACGCAUUGAUCAAGUGCAUUCGGAGGGCGCAGACGUUUGAUGGAGGCGUGUCAGAGAUGAUAUUCCACGAGCCUCACGGCGGCUACACGUACUGCGCUCUUGCGGCUCUUGCACUAACGGACGGCCUGCCUAAGGAGAUCCAAACGCCGUAUAGCGGCGACCCCAGCACGAGACGAAAUAGUGGGCUCAGCGAUGUAGAAUUCACAACACACUGGCUGGUCUCACGACAAACCUCUCAACUCAAUGCGGAUGGUGAAGAGCCUGAUGAUGAUGAUGAUGAUGAUGAUGACGACGCAGAUGACGAUAAUGACGGCUUAAUCGAUAGCGGAAGGGACCAAUCCGCUGUCACUCCCCUAAUAGCAGGAUUUAAUGGCCGUUGCAACAAGCCUGCAGACACCUGCUACGCAUUUUGGAUCGGUGGCUCUCUCUCCUUGCUUUCUCGACUGCACUUGGCCUCUCUUCCCUCAUCGCGCAAUUAUCUUCUCACCAAGACGCAGCAUACCAUUGGUGGCUUUGCCAAGAAGCCAGGCGACCCACCAGACAUAUAUCACUCGGCGCUGGGACUUGCAGCGCUGGCGCUCAUGGGAGAGGAAGGACUGAAAGGUGUCAAUCCGGCGCUCUGUCUGAGUUUUGAAGCCUGUUCCUGGAUCGAGAGCCUGGAGUGGAGAAGGAACAUAUGGGCUCAGAAGGAGAAUUGACCGACUAGUAUCAUUGAUGAAGCUCACGAGCGUAUCACAGAACUACAGAAUUGAACAUGUUUUGCAGAAACGGUUUCUUCUUGGAGGAGCAAGUGACGGAAUCUUUCGCAUCGUCGCAGCUAGCACGUCCGCCAUGAGAAACGUCAUAACACCCUACUGACAUGAUAAAUAACUUUAUCUCCCCCUCGUAAACGACGCCAUCCUUUCAGGAAUCAUUGUAUAUCAUGAGCAGCACGUAGAAAAACG